Molecule: messenger RNA, 150 nt
Organism: Suillus paluster
Lineage: Eukaryota; Fungi; Basidiomycota; Agaricomycetes; Boletales; Suillaceae
Exons: 1
Source: RefSeq, a predicted model, not a curated record
UUAUGGGAAGUACUAGAGAUCGUUGCUGAGCGGGGUAAGAAGUAUCGGGUUAGGUGGGCAGGUAACGAUCCCAAGACCGGGAAACCGUGGCCGUUAGAUUGGGUACCUAAGCAUGACUGCACGGAUCACCUCGUGGAAGAAUGGAAGAGG